This is a messenger RNA of Synchiropus splendidus (mandarinfish), 719 nucleotides long. RefSeq names its product LSM10, U7 small nuclear RNA associated (gene lsm10). Gene Ontology annotation, molecular function: histone pre-mRNA DCP binding; U7 snRNA binding. The record is from RefSeq and is a predicted model, not a curated record. Bases 100 to 480 code for a protein of 126 amino acids. Lineage: Eukaryota; Metazoa; Chordata; Actinopteri; Syngnathiformes; Callionymidae. Gene Ontology annotation, cellular component: cytoplasmic U snRNP body; nuclear body. The transcript is spliced from 2 exons. Gene Ontology annotation, biological process: mRNA 3'-end processing by stem-loop binding and cleavage.
CGUCACGCGAUGCACUUCCUGGUCGAGUCCUCGCGCGGCAACUCAUGUCAACAAAACGACGUUUCACCCGAACACCUGGAUUAAAACGGUGCAGGAUCCAUGGAACCUCCGGACUCUUCAGAUCACGGCGGCGUCCUCAACUCCAUCCAAGAGCGCACCAUCACAGAGAACAGCAUGGUGGUGCUGCUGCAGGGCCUGGCGGGUCAGGUGACCACCGUGGACCUGAGGAACGAGAGCACGGCUCGCGGCCGCGUCCUUAACGUGGACGCGUACAUGAACGUGCGCCUGAAGGACGUGCUGUACCGGGACCGACACGGGCGUCUGAGCAAGCUGGCGGACAUGUUCAUCACGGGCAGGAACGUCCGCUACGUUCACAUCCCCGACCAGGUGGACAUCAUCAAGACCAUAGAGAGCCAGCUGGCCAAGAUCCAUCGUGUGAGGAACUUCUCUACAGGACGGAAAGAGUACCCCAAGAAGUAGCGCUGGGUCACCCGAACCUGCUGCUGCAUGUCCUCACCGCAGCUCCUUCAUUCACCAACAUCGAUGAGAAAUGAUUCACAGUUAAGUCUCAGUUAAAUGUUUGUACGAUGACUGUGAGGAUGUGUACAUUAGCUGCUGUGAUCUAAAUAUGUUUUACUUGCUUUCUCUGCUUUGGUAUUCGACGUUUUGUUGUUUCCUAUUUAACAGUAAAUGGAUAUUAUUUUGUGAUCUCAACAUUA